CCGCACGAAGACCUGCACGCAUCACUUCCGCUUCCCGUUGCGCGAGCGCGCUCCAGACUUCUAUGGAAGAGUGGGUGGGUGUUUCGCUGAGACAGGUUGUCGGUGGGUGGUGCAAGACGUUGUGUCACCCAUCCUUGGGCUCCACUUGCUGGCCCGGCUUACAGUGACGCGGGCCUAGAGCUGCUCUCGUGAGAGCGGCGUCUGGCCGGGCGGUGGCUGGCAUUUGAGCCCGAGAAAGCAGGAAGCGGCCUUUUGGGAGCCCAGCUGUCUGAGGUAACAGAGAAGCUGCUUCCCUUAGGCGGCCGCUGCGAGGCGGGCGGGCGACGGGAGGCAGUCCUGUUCUCUAGACAGUGGCGUUUCGGUCCCUGUUCUGGAGCUUGACAGACUGGAGCGAGGCCUUCGUGUAGCACCAGAAGCCACGUUCUGUACCAUUUGCGCAAGUUCAGCGGGUGGCAGCGAUGGACGCUCACUCAGACCCUGCCUGCCUGCACCGUGUCCACCGUGAAGCGGUCACAACGUCUACCGCUGCACCCAGAGAAGCUUUCCCGUCUUCAGUGACCAUUUAGCCUCCAGCCAGUGUUGCCACGGAAGGAGGGAUCAGUGCAGCUUCUGGGGGUAGGGAUUAAGCCCACUGGUAGGAUGCUUUGCCCAGCGAAUGAGCGGCCUGCGUCCAGCCCCACAUGUACAAAAAAAAGGAGCAAGUUCUGCUGAUGCAAAAACAGGAAGAGUCCCCUUUGCCUCCAGAGCAGAAAAGACAAAAAGGACUGUGCCAUUUCUCUGAAUAUCUGUGGCAUCCUGGGCAGAAUUUGGUUUAUUUCAAGCAAAGGGAGGCUCACAAAGCUCUACUUAGCCUCAUUUACAGGUCUAAAAGACCCUUGAAGGAAUAUAAAACAGGCAAAAGGAUUACUUUAAUUAUCACGAGCUCCCUUUUGGCAGUGCAGCCCAGCGGUGGAGUGCUUGCAUAAGCGAGUUCUUCAAAGCCCUCUGUUUGAACCCCAGGACAGAAGCGGAAGUAGGGGGACAAGACCAGAAACACCAACUUCCCUUUCUCAUUUAAAACAAAAUUCGACACGAUGUGAUUCUUUUUCUAGGAAGAAGAUAUUUUUAAUUUGUACUCGACCAGUUGGGGUCUCAGUUGUCAAAGGUGGCAGCAGUGAGGUGUCAGACACAGGAGCAAAACUGUUGCUAGAGCAGAAUGGUGAUGGUCCGUCUGAAGGUGGUUGAGCAUUUGGACUCUCAUAUCAGGGCCCUGUGGGAUACUAAGGAACCUGUUACAGAAGGCUCUGGUCAAAAUCCAAAGUCUCCACAGACAGACAGUCUUGAUCCCAAGAGUUCUUGCUGGUACUUCCGGAACUUCCAUUAUCACAAAGCAGCUGGACCUCGUGAGGCUGUCAGCCAACUCCAGGAAUUAUGCAAUCUAUGGCUGAGACCUGAGAUCCACUCAAAAGAGCAAAUCUUGGAACUUCUGGUACUAGAGCAAUUCCUGACCAUCCUGCCAAGGGAGACACAGACUCAGAUGCAGAAGCACCAUCCACAAAGCAUUGAGGAGGCUGUUGCACUGGUAGAACACUUGCAGAGGGAAUCUGGUCAAACGAGGAAUGGGGUUACAGUCCAUGAGCUGGGAAAGGAAACAUUGUUGGAAGGAACAGCAGAGGCCCCAGGUUUCAGGCUUAACCCAACAGAGUCCCAGACAGAGGGCAUAUCCCAGGAUAAAGAAUUUUGGAAUACAUACCAGGGGCGACAAGAACAGCUGAACAAGAGUACACCUAAGGAAACUGAACCUGUAAAUAAGACAGAUGAACCUGCUCAACGGAUUCUAUCCUUUCCUGAGCAGACAACUACCAAAGACUGGACUUCGAUACCUGAACUUACCUUGCCUGAGUCCCAGAGUUUGUUGACAUUUGAAGAAGUGGCUAUGUAUUUUUCCCAGGAAGAAUGGGAGUUACUGGAUACCACUCAGAAGGCUCUCUACAAUGAUGUAAUGCAGGAAAACUAUGAGAAUGUCAUCUCUGUAGCAUUAUUUGGGUUCCCCAAACCUAAAGUGAUCUCCUGUCUUGAACAAGGGGAAGAGCCGUGGGUUCAAGGAUCCUUGGAUUUCAAAGACAGUCCCAGAGAGUUGCCUACAGAGUUAAAGCUAAGAAAUGACACUGAAAAUCAUCAGUCUGUAUCCCUUUCUGCCUCAGAAAUACAUGCACCAAGAGUCAUGGUAUUAAAAAAGGCCAAAGUGAAUGUUCCUCAGCAAACAACAAGCAAAGAAAAUCAUAGUGAUAUGCACAGAAUGGGGAAAUGGCACAGAGAUUUUCUAGUAAAAAAAAGAAAGAAACUUUCAACAUGGAAACAAGAGUUGCUGAAACUUAUGGAUCUUCACAAGAAAGACCGAAUAGGAGAAAAGCCUUUUAAAUGCCAGGAAUGUGGGAAAAGCUUCAGAGUUAGCUCUGACCUUAUUAAGCACCAAAGAAUUCACACUGAAGAGAAACCAUAUAAGUGUCCACAGUGUGAUAAGAGAUUUAGAUGGAGUUCAGAUCUUAAUAAGCACUUAACAACACACCAAGGAAUAAAACCAUAUAAAUGUUCAUGGUGUGGGAAAAGCUUCAGUCAAAAUACAAAUCUUCACACACACCAAAGAACUCACACAGGAGAGAAGCCCUUUACCUGUCAUGAAUGUGGGAAAAAAUUCAGUCAAAACUCUCAUCUUAUUAAACACCGAAGAACCCACACAGGUGAGCAGCCAUACAGCUGUGGUGUAUGCAAGAGAAACUUCAGCAGGCGAUCAAGCCUUCUUAGACAUCAGAAAAUCCACCGAUGAAGGAAAUUAUGUCCAAAGUCCUCAUUCAAAAGAAACUCAGCAAGUAGAGCUUUAUAGUGAAGCUGAAAACAUCCAGAAUUAUGAGGCAUAAAGAAUUUUUCAUCACUGGAAAAUUUGGGGAUGUAAUGUUUCACAGAAAGGAAUCAAGAUUUUAUGUUAGGGGUAUGUUCACUGUACUACUUUAUAUUUUUACUUUUAGCUGUCAGGGAGUUACUUAGCAAGAAAGAUGUUCUAAGACAGUGUGGCAUACUUACAGCACACAUGCUGUAAUGGGCUGUUCGUUUUCUUUGUUGUCCUAAAAGGUUCAUCACUAUUCUAGAAGCAUUCUGAAUAAGGGAAAGACUGUUUUAGGAUUAUAGUUUGAAGAAUAGUAAUUUCAAUUUCAAGUUGUAGAUGCAGCCAAUGAGUGUUUUGUUAGGAGUAAAUAUGAUUGCUUUUGCACUGAUCUUCCCACUUUGGAAUGUACAUAAUAGGAAUAUUUAUAGUCUUCAAGACAAAAAAAUAUGUAUGUUUAAUUGCAAACUAUUAUCUUCAGAAUAUUAGGCUUCCCAAUUUCAGUAAUCUUUGCUGGACAGAGAUGUAUUCUCCUAGAAAGUUUUCCAGCAGCUGAAUUGGGUUUUUUCUUACUUUUCUCUUUGGACACGUGUUUACAAAGUUGGAUAUCAUUUGAGUUCCUUCUUGAACUUUUUAGCAAUUUGAGCUCUUGAAUCCUAUUAACAUAAUUUUUACUGUGAUGAAAAAUUUAUUUUACCACUAGGUAAUCUGCCAAAUGAACUAAUAAUGCACUAUUUUAUGCCACAUUGGUAGUGUUUGGGAAAUGCAGGACAUCUCUAAUGAGAUCAUACAGAAACGGGUUGGAAUUUGUAGCCAUGAUUAUAUAUUAAUGUAAGAAUUUUCUGCAAUAAAAGAAACUAGAUUUUUUUUAAACCUCAAAAUGUCAGUAAGGUGCAGCAGCCAUAAAUUUUAACACUUACCCAAGGCAUGAAAGAAAAUUUAUGAGUGGUUAGGUUCAACUUCCUAUGAUUUUUGUUUACUUUUUAAUUUGGCUUUUGUUUACCAUUAAGGAUGAGAAUUAUAUUUGUAUGAAAACUGCAAUGUGUAUACUGCAGGCAGGAUUCUGUUGUUACUUAGCAUGGAUACUGAGCAUCUAGUCAGGAGAUUGAAUUCUUAAAAGGAAAAGUUUGGGAACUGAUGGUGGAUAUUAAGCAAAGAUAGGCAAAUCAACAUCUGUGUUUUGUCUUAAAAUGAAAACAGCCUGAAUCUAUCUUUUCUGUGUAGGACAGUAUUUUUUUUUUUUUUUUGUCUUUCUCCUUUUUAUCGGUACUGGGGAUUGAACUCAUGACUGCCUGCUUGCAAGGCAGGCGCUUAUGCCGCUGAGCUAAAUCCCCAGCCCCUAGGACAGUAUUUAUAGCAAUCUUGGGUGAUAAAUUUGUGAAGAUUGCUGAUAGUCUGUAAUAUAUGGGUUUUCUUACAAUUCAGCUGUUCAGCUACAGUGACUCGGGCAUUUUACAAUUUGGGAUUUGGGGUAUACUAGGAGAGAGAUUAAAGAAAUUAUUUCUCCCAAGUCAUUUGUAAAUGAAGUUGAGGCUUAGAGAGUUUCGUGGACAUCCCCAGGCUCCAUUACUAGCGGACCCAUUAGCUAUCGCAUGGUUUCAUCUGUCAGGUAUAAAGGCAGGAUUAGUGGGACCAGUUUGUUUUGUUAUGCCUGUAUAACCAGAAUGAAUAACGUUGUGUUGUAUCUAAUUCUAGCUUUAAAAUAUUCUUGUUUCUUGAUUGGUUCCUAUUUUUCCUGAAAGUCUUCAUUUCCUUUAUAAAAUAGAGAUAAUCUUCAACUUGGUUUUAUUCUGGGGAUUUGAUGGACUACUGAAAGUGGAGCACCUAAAACAGUCUGCUUCAUAGUAGAUGCAUACUCUAUAUGUGUGCUUUCCCUUUUCCUUUCUUCUCAGUGAUAAAUUGGGUGAGUUGACUGCAAUAGAAAACCAAAUGUGUAUGUAGUUAUUACAGUUCCAGUCCAGAGUUGAGCACUUGUGGUGGUUAUGCUGCACUGACUUGAUCCUUGGUUUUGAUGCUUUAUAGUGUUUGUCACAGAAACCCCCUCAACUAGUGGUCUGAAAUGCUCAACAAUUGUAUUUGAUAAACUAUAUGGAAUAUUUUUUUAAGCCUAGCUAAUACAGGUACAUGUAGCAGACUCUCAGCUGUAGAUCUUUGUAUUCUAUCUCUUCUCAUAGGACAUAAAUAGAUUUCUUCCUGACACUAUCUUCACUCAAUUAAUAGGAGGUUCUAUUGUGUUUCCGCCACUGUACUAGACUGUAGCCACAGCAAAUAAGAGAGACAGAAACACAUUCUUUAACAGUUGAUGUCCUAGGGAACAGAAGAAAAGAGCUAAAAAGGAAAAUAGUUGUUUUCCUUGCUGUUUGCAGUAAGACUGGGUCAUGAGAUAGUUUUUGUUAGUGGGCUGUAAGUAGAAGCCUCUCUUUUGGGCUGAAGAUGUAUAGUGCAAGGCUCCUUUCCUGUCUCAUUCGUGGAAACAUACAGAGUAGCCAUGAUGUAAACAGUUGGGAUUGUUGAGUCCCCACUUAAAGGGCAUCUGUUGCAGAGUCCCCAGACCUAUAAUGGACUUUAUGGGAAUGAGAAAUAAAUGCUAUAUCAAAUCAUGGAGACCCUGGCACUGUGUGUUUCUGGACUAUUUCUUCUUUUUUUUUUUUUUCUGAGACAGAGUCUCGUUAUGCAGUUCAGGCUGGCCUUGAGCUCACUUUGUAGCCCAGGUUAGUCUCGAACUCCCAGCGAUCCUCCUGCCUCAGCCUCCCAAGUGCUGGGAUUGCAGGUGUGAGCCACCAUGCCACACCUGGCCCCUUUUUUUUUUUUUUAUUGGUACCAGGGAUCGAACUCGCGACCACCUGCUUGCAAGGCAGGUACUUAUGCCGCUGAGCUAAAUCCCCAGCCCCUGGACUAUUUCAGUAGCUUAGAUGAGGCCAGCUGAAGGUGGCUACAGUUCUGGAGCUUAGGAAAUUUUUCUUUUUCAUUCCACCUGGGCUUUGGCUCUCAGCUGAGAUCUGGCUUCACCUGGGCACUUGACUGAACUGGAAACACUUAGGAGCUCACAAGCCUGGGUCCCUUGUUUUGCUGUAUCCCAGUAUGUCAUAUGCAGGCAUUUUUAUUGAGGUUUGGGUGAGGGAGGGUAAGUGAUGCUUUCCAUUCCUCAGUGCAGAUUUUGUAACUGCCUCUGUCAUGCCUUCUGUGAGUCAUGCCUUGCAAAACAUCAAGGCAUAGGGCAAAAGCAAAUUUAUCUGGUUUGGCUAAGAGAGGAAAGAGGCUGCUCUACCUGAGCUAAAAGGUGACAUCUGGGGAAAAGUUUAGGCAGGCAAACAGGAGUAGGACAGUUUUAGUACCCAAGUGAGACACCUCAUUAGGGAAGUCCUGACUUAGGCAGUGAGUAACUUUACAUUCUUACAAUGUCAUUUGCAUGGAAUUUGGAAGAAGAAAUUUCCAAAACUCUGUUACAGGAAUAAGAAAAAAAAUUACUAAAAACAAAAUAGAAAAAAAAAAACCCUCUAAACAACCUCUAGUACAAACCAGAAGGUUGCUUUGUUGUAGCUUGUUUAGAUGAUAGCAGUCUUACAGUGACUCCAGUGUAAUUUCUAAGAAGUUUAUUACUGUCCCAAUCUAGACUGCCCUGCUGUUGUACUGGUCAAAGUGACCAACAGACUUGGUCUAUUCCAGAUCUACACCUAGGAUUUUCUUGCCAUGAAACAGACUUUGGAACCUCAAGCUGAUCAUGAGAAACUCAGAAAUCUUUUAACUAAAUUGGAAGAACAAGAGAACUUAGAAUCAAAUCUAAACUAAAACUACUAGGGGUUUUUUUGUUGUUUUGUUUUGUCUUAUUGAGUUAGGGUUUCACUAUGCAGUUCAGGCCGGGCCUUGAACUCACAGUGAUCCUCCUGCAUCAGCCUCCUGAGUGCUGGGAUUACAGGUAUACACCUCCAUGCCUAGCUCUCCUAGAGUUUCCAUCAGCUAUUGGAAUAAAUGAGAAUAGUAUUUAAUUUCCCUGGAGAGUUUGAGAGUACAAAUGCCAAACAUCCUUUAUAUCCAGAUGGAUAGUUGGUAUAACAAAACAUUGAACUCAGGGGCUGGGGAUUUAGCUCAGUGGCAUAAGCACCUGCCUUGCAAGCAGGUGGUCAUGAGUUUAAUCCCUGGUAUCAAUUUUUUAAAAAAAUCCCAUACAAAACACUGAACUCCAUAAAAGAUUUUCCAAACAUGCAUUGAGUCACUCUGCUAAUGUUUAUUGAACUCCUGUUCUUCCAGUCAGUUCUUACUUGUGUAAUGAAUUAGGCUGCCUCCAUGAUUCUUUUGGGGACUUCCUAGUGCAUAGAGUGUAUUAAUUGCUGAAGCUUUCCCAGUGUGAACCAGGUUCUUUCCCUUUGAAGUGGGAAGUGUUGAACAUUGCCCCUACCAUUUUUCUAGGUUUUUUUGUUUUUCCCCUCAGUAAGAUUCCAUAAAUACUGCUAUAGUUUGGAUCUUGACUAUCCCCCAAAGACCCAUGUGUUACUAAAGGCUUGCUUCUCAACUUGGUGCUAUUUGGGAGGUUUGGGGGCUGUUGGGGAUAUAUCCUUGGAGAGUGUAAUAGAACUCCAACAACUUCCUCUUAUUCUUUGGCCAUAAUGAAAGCAACUUUGCCCCACCCUGUGCCCCCACCAUGAUGUGUUACCUAACCACAGGCUGGGAUUUAGCUUAGUGGCAUAAGUGCCUACCUGGCAAGCACGAGGUCAUGAGUUCGAUCCCCAUUACUGCAAAAAAAAAAAAAAAAAAAAAAAAAAAAAAAAAAAAAAAGACGCAGUCAGACAGUCAUGGACUAGAACCUUUCUCUUUAUAAAUUGAUUAUCUCAGGUAUUUGUUAUAAUAAUAGCUAACAGAUACAUAAACCAUAUUUUUGUCAACUGAAACUUUUCUACAUUUGUGACCUUUUUGGAAAUGAAGUAGGCUGUUAUCCAAAAAGUCACACAAUUUAUCAUUUAGAGUCUGCCUAAUAAAACAGUACUCAAAAAAAAUCCAGUACUCCAGAAUGCUUUUUAGAAUUGUUUCCAUUUGAGGAUCAGAGAAUUUAAAAAUGUAAUAAUCACAGACACAACUUCAUACAGUGAUACAGAUAACACUGUAUGCAAGAAGCACUGUGACUUUUGAGAGACAAUCUCACCGUGUACUUAAAACUGUCUUUUACUCACUAGAUAAUCCAGAGUACCCUUGAACUCACUAUGUAGCCCUGGAUAGCCUUGAGCUCGCAGUGAAUCUCAUGUCUCAGCCUCCUUAGUGCUUGGAUUACAGGCAUGCAUUACCAUACCCAGCUUUGUCAUGACUUUUGCGAGUAUUUCUUUGUGACUAUUCCUUAGAAAAGGACCCAACUUUAGAAGUAUACAGCUCAAAGAGAAACCCUGAGGGAUCUUCUUGCCCUAGAAGUAGACUGGGGUUUUGAGCUUUGCUAGGAAGUGCAUAUCCAGCUUCUUAUCCAGGCUGCCAGCUGCAUCAACUAUCAAACCAUUCACUCCUUCUUACAUCUUUAGGUCCCAUCAGUUUCUGCUUGUAUUGUUUAACCAGCUGGCUGAAGUGAGCUUCUGUCUUACUUCUCUAAGUUUUUUCCCCUAGGAAGUGGCUUGGAAGACAACUGCUGUUUUCUUACAUCACUUUGUCUGGGGUUUGGUUUCUUCACUUUGCCUUUGGCUCAUAACCUAACUUUGGGCCCUCAGAAGGGAUCUCCAGGACCUUUCUGCGAGCUUUACCUGCUGUACUUCAGCCUUGGUCUGGAACAUUGUCCAUGAGGUGGAGGCCACCUUUCCCUUCUGUGCUGGGGGUGGGAGGGGGGACUUGCUUUGAUCCUGUGUGUGGUUUUGAGCUGACUUCUGUUGCUUUUCUUUCCCAGGUGCUUUCUGCUCCUUUUAAGGGUCACCAGUUGGCAGGCUUUAAUUUCAUUUUUUUGCAGGCUACACCGGCUCCUUAGUUCCUUUGUUUUAAGUUUCUCUUUGCUCUUCCAAAGAAUUUCACUGUUGGCCUCUUCAGAGACCCAAAGAUUUUCUGAAUUAUUGUUGACGUGGUGGAGAGUUCUCAGGGCAUGCUUGUGCUCCUGGAACUCAACAAAGGUGUCGCCCAGGGCCUGGCCUUCCCUAUUCUCAUGGACUCUUAAAAGGUCUCAGUCUUCCUUGCCUGAAGAGCAUAGGUAGAGCAACAGAGCUGUGAUCCCUCCAGCUAUAUAGGCAGGCCAUCUGUCCCAGUGGGAAGGAACUUGGGCAGAGGCAGCUCCACUCCCUCCCAGUGAACUUCCAUCCCACAUUGCCAGAACUCCACCCACACACCCCUCCUUAGCUGUUGAUAGUCUUCUUGGGUGUAGGUAGAAGUUCUCCAUAGACCCUGAACAAAAGGAAAAUCUGUGCCAUAAUCAAGGCCUUUCACUAUCACUGAGCUACAUCCCCAGCUCUUUUUAAAAGUUUUGAUUUUGAAAUAAUGGUCUUGCAAAGUUGCUCAGGCUUCCCUCAAACUUGUAAUCCCUCAGCCUCCAAUGCCCGAUUAGCUGGAAUUACAGGUAUGUGCUACUAUACCCAGCCACAUUGAUCACUUUAUACUUUUUCAUAGGUUUGCUAGGACACUGAAGCAUCUAAGAAACUUGGUACUAUAUAUGUGUAGGUUACCUUCAUGGAUGAAUCCUCUUAUGGGCCAUGUUAUAGGAGCAGUACUGAAAUACUUUCUGUGGUCAUGCAUCUAUAAGUAUUCUGCCCUGUAUGAUUCAUCAAACUUCUGCGAAUUAUCAAAUAUAGCCCCCCCCCCGUUUAUCUCUAUGAAAAGCAUUUAGCUCUUGCAUUGAGUUUCAGAUUUAGGAAAAUCAGAAUUAUUUAUUUUAACCAUAGUUUGAAUGAUGAAUCUUACAUUGCACCAGUCUCAUCACUAUUACAAAAGAAGUAAGCCUCAAUGUUUGGAUACAGUGCUCCUUUAAGAAAAAACAGAAGAAUUGGCCAUGGUGGAAUUCAGGCAGUUGCAGAAGAAGGCAACUGGCCUUGCCCUCUUGGUAAGCGCCUCCCUCAGGUGGGCGUGGGCGAGCCAGGAGGAGAUCCAGUGGGCAGUUCCUGUGAGCCUGUCUUCCCAGGCUGGAAAUCAAACAUCCCAACCCCUCCCCCCUGUUAGCAAUUGGGGACAGAGGUCUAAACAUGACUCGAGAGGAUGACCAUAUGCAAUAUAGCAACUAUAAGGGAUUUCUUUCCAUCUUCUGUUUGAAGGCAAAUGUUUUUUUCAGUUUUGUUUCAUCACGAUUAAUUGUAUUACAUUAGUCAAUAUUCUCUUUCGAAUGAUUUUAUAAUGUUCUGUUUUUUAUUUGAUUUAACUAUACCUAACUGACUGGACAACUGUUGUGAAGAUAACAAGACACACUAUGAUACCUAUUACUGUUAUCCCGGUAUCCUGCUGUGAAGUUCUGUACCAAGUUCACUGCAUUGUCUCGAUUGGCUUUGUGUUGUCUUGUUCUGUUGUAUUUUUGCUACCUUCAAAAUAAAAAAAAAAAAACAGUAAGGAAAUUGCCAUUGUUUUUUUAACACUAAUAAAAACAGUAUUUCCAGCA
Molecule: messenger RNA, 10400 nt
Organism: Cavia porcellus (domestic guinea pig)
Lineage: Eukaryota; Metazoa; Chordata; Mammalia; Rodentia; Caviidae
Gene: Znf75a
Product: zinc finger protein 75A
Exons: 7
Coding region: 1196-2806 (536 amino acids)
Biological process (GO): regulation of DNA-templated transcription
Source: RefSeq, a predicted model, not a curated record